AUGGUUUCAGAAUAUGGAGUAUUAAAAUUACAUUCUUCAAGGCAAAAGCAUACGAAAGCCAUGUCUGCAAUACCAAGCAAAACAAAACAGCGUAAUAUCAUGUCCGCAUUUGUUACGAAAGGAGUUAUGUCGAAAAAUAAAGUUGUCACAGCGACUGAAAUCAAGCUGGCGGGUUUUCUAGUUGAGCAUAAUAUUGCAUUCCAAACUGCAGAUCAUAUGUCAGAUUUAAUAAAUGGUAUAUUGGAAGAUUUUGGAGUGGAACAUAAAAUUGCUAUGAAAAGGACAAAAGCUACAGCUGUAAUCACCGAAGUAAUUGGUGAAAGUGAAAAAUCGUCUCUAGCCGAAAAACUGAAAACUGAGAAAUUCAGUGUUAUGCCUGACGAGUCAACAGAUGUCAGCACUCACAAGGCCAGUUGUAUAAUUGUUAGAUAUUAUGACGUUGAGGAAAAUAAAAUUGUGAGUAAGUUUUGGGAUCUUUGCAAAAUAUUUAGCUCUGAUCAUGAAAAAACAGCAGAAGAAGGUGCUACUGGGGAAAAUUUGUUUAACAUACUGAUGAAGUCUUUUUCUGACCGGGAUAUAUCGACAAAAAAAUAUGAUUUUGAAAAAAAUAGGUUUUGGUGCAGACGGUUGCAACGUGAUGAUGGGUGGGAAUAA
Messenger RNA from Parnassius apollo (apollo), 654 nucleotides. Lineage: Eukaryota; Metazoa; Arthropoda; Insecta; Lepidoptera; Papilionidae. The record is from the annotation of a GenBank genome assembly.